CACACACACACACACACAUACCCCUUCAAUUAUCCAACAAUGAAUAAAGAGCUCUUCUCCUACUCCUAGUCCCAUUCCUUAUAAAGCAUCAGACCGUCUCCUCUCCCUCCACACUCUCUUAAUGGCCUUUCCUUCCACUUUAAGCUCACUCCUUUCUGCUUGUUUAUUAUCUUUUCUACUAGGUUCCUCAACCAUUCAUGGUGCUGUAAUAGGAGUCCUUGUACACAAGAGGAGCAAGAAUCACCAUGACAAUGGAGGUGGUGGUGGUGGUGGUGGUGGUGCCCUGGAUCAAAACUGCAACUUUUUCCAGGGGUCUUGGGUCUACGACGAGUCCUACCCUCUGUAUGACUCAGCCUCAUGUCCUUUCAUCGAGCCUGAGUUUGAUUGCCAGAAGUAUGGCCGCCCUGAUAAGUUAUAUCUUAAGUAUAGGUGGCAACCCACCGCCUGUGAUCUCCCAAGGUUUAAUGGGCAGGACUUCUUGUUAAGGUGGAAAGGAAAGAAGAUAAUGUUUGUGGGGGAUUCCAUAAGUUUGAAUCAGUGGGAAUCACUCAAUUGCAUGCUUCAUGCUGCUUUGCCUAAUACCAAGACUACUUUCUUUAGGAAAGACACCCUUUCUUCACUUAUAUUUGAGGAUUAUGGAGUAUCGAUAAUGUAUUAUCGCACGACGUAUCUUGUAGACAUUGUGAGUGAGAAGAUCGGGCGCGUCUUGAAGCUUGACUCAAUAGAGGGUGGCAGUGCAUGGCUCGGGGCUGACAUGCUUAUCUUCAACACAUGGCACUGGUGGACUCACAAAGGAAACAGCCAACCGUGGGACUUUGUGCAAGAAGGUGACCAGAUAUACAAGGAUAUGGAUAGAUUGCUUGCAUUCUCCAAAGGGCUGGCUACCUGGGGCCGAUGGAUAGACACCAACAUCAAUCCAGCCACCACUAAAGUCUUCUUCCAGGGGAUUUCUCCAACUCACUACCAAGGACAAGACUGGGGUGGGUCAAGUUCAAAGAAUUGUUAUAAAGAAACAGAACCAGUUAGUGGAUCAACAUACCCGGCUGGUUCACUUCCAGAGCAAGCCACAGUAAGGAGUGUGCUGAGUAACAUAUCAAAACCAGUUUAUUUGUUGGAUAUAACCUUGCUCUCUCAGCUUAGAAAAGAUGCCCAUCCAUCUGCAUAUAGCGGAGAGCAUGCUGGCAUUGACUGUAGUCACUGGUGUGUUGCUGGCCUUCCUGAUACAUGGAACACGAUCCUAUAUGCUGCUCUAAGUUGAGUUAAGCAAAGAUGACACAAUGAAUUUAGACAGACAGAAGUGAACCAACUCUCAACCUAUUUGAAGUCAUUAUUCUAUAUAUUGUUCAAUUGUUCUUUAGCAAGUAAAUAAUAAUGUAACAGAAUGAAAUAUGAUGCCAUGGACAGUGGAAACUAACCUGUGUUUGGCAUUAAAGAACAGUAUGCCUUCAUUGUCAAUUAAAUCUUUUUACUUCAAAAGUUGACAUAUUUUUUGUU
Messenger RNA from Dioscorea cayenensis subsp. rotundata (Guinea yam), 1494 nucleotides. Its product is annotated as protein trichome birefringence-like 37. The coding region runs from base 122 to 1258 and encodes 378 amino acids. Gene Ontology annotation, molecular function: O-acetyltransferase activity. The record is from RefSeq and is a predicted model, not a curated record. The transcript is spliced from 5 exons. Gene Ontology annotation, cellular component: Golgi apparatus. NCBI's taxonomy places the organism in Eukaryota, Viridiplantae, Streptophyta, Magnoliopsida, Dioscoreales, Dioscoreaceae.